GUCGACACAAACGUUGCCCAAAGUUUAUGAAAGUUGCGCCGCAUCAGGUGACAUGAGACAUGUCGUUUCACCAUGGAAUACGAGGAAAGAGGCUGCUCGAAUGUAUCAAAUUAAAGGACGCGAUACGAUACGGUACUACGUCAAAAUAUGCAAAUGAAAGUGCAGAGCGCAGAAGCACGGUAGACCCUGAGGAUGUGUCGCAUCACAGUAAACUACACGAGGCCUGGUGGAAAGUCACGGACGAGAUGAUAGGUCUUCAUGCACUUAAUCGUUUAAGAGUGCCGUUUGUGAGAGAUGGCCUGACGAACUUAGGAUCUGGCGAUGCAAAUAAUGUUUUACCACUGAGAGGUGUAACAAUCGCGGAUAUUGGCUGCGGAGGCGGAAUAUUCACCGAAGCUCUUGCGAGAAUCGGAGCUACCGUUACAGGAGUCGAUGCAUCUCCACAACUCAUAGAGACUGCAAGGAAUCACGCCAAGUUGGACCGAGACAUUGCAGAUCGGAUCUCCUAUGAAUGCACCACUGUCGAAGACUUCUCACUCACUCGUCCACAACAAUUUGACGCUGUCGUUGCAUCUGAGAUUUUGGAGCACGUUAAGGAUAAAUCGUUAUUUCUUCAGAGUUGUGUCGCAGCUAUCAAACCAGGUGGCUCGUUGUUUAUAACAACUCCAGGUCGAACGAUUUUUUCAUGGGUAGCACUAAUUGUCGUUGGUGAGUAUAUCGCACAUGCGUUACCAGUUGGUACCCAUGAAUGGGAUAAAUUCAUUUCUCCAGAUGAAACGAGACGCAUAUUGAAAUCAUAUGGAUGCGAUACGGUACUGGUUCACGGAACGUUAUACAAUCUAUUAAAAAAUGAGUGGUAUUGGACAACUUCGACUGCAAUUCAUUAUGUAAUUCAUGCAGUUAAGAAAAAUCGGCAUGAAUAACUUAUUUCAUGUUCUCCAACUAAUUGUGACGAUCCAAUCGAUGAACUCGGUACGCCACCAACCUGGCGAUUUUUAUUAAUUAAGUAAACUUUAUAAGUGAAGAGUGAAAUAAAUAGUGCAGAAGUAACUAAGUAUUGCAUACAGUUAAAUUACUGUUCACAGUAAGGGCAUUUGUAUGAUUCUUAAGUAUAUUAGUAUAUUAGUUUGGAAUAAAAAUGGUAAAGUUU
Orussus abietinus is the source of this 1150-nucleotide messenger RNA. RefSeq names its product ubiquinone biosynthesis O-methyltransferase, mitochondrial (gene Coq3). Gene Ontology annotation, molecular function: 2-methoxy-6-polyprenyl-1,4-benzoquinol methyltransferase activity. Lineage: Eukaryota; Metazoa; Arthropoda; Insecta; Hymenoptera; Orussidae. The record is from RefSeq and is a predicted model, not a curated record. Bases 60 to 923 code for a protein of 287 amino acids. Gene Ontology annotation, biological process: ubiquinone biosynthetic process. The transcript has 4 exons.